GGACCAAGGAGCAGCGGGCACGGCGGGAGCUCCAGGGCAGCUGGCAGCUCCGUGGCUCCCGCCUGGAACCCCGGGACCAGCCUGUGCACCUGGGAUUCCGCUGCCUGGGUCUCCAAGGUAGAGGGAGGACCCAGGACAAUGGCUGCUGUGCAUGAUCUGGAGAUGGAGAGUGUGAAUCUGAAUACGGGGAAGGAGAAGGAAGAGCCAGAGGAAGAGGAGACGAGAGAGGACGGGGGAGGUAACGAUCCCUCCAAGAAUAAAAAGGUCCACAGGAUUGUCUCAAAAUGGAUGCUUCCUGAAAAGGUGCGAAGGACAUACCUGGAGAGAGCUAACUGCCUUCCCCCGCCUUUGUUCAUCAUCUCCAUCAGCCUGGCCGAGCUGGCCGUGUUCAUUUACUACGCGGUGUGGAAGCCUCAGAGGCAGUGGAUCACCCUGGACACCGGCAUCCUGGAGAGUCCCUUCAUCUACAGCCCGGAGAAGAGGCAGGAAGCCUGGAGGUUUAUCUCCUACAUGCUGGUGCAUGCUGGAGUUCAGCACAUCGUGGGGAAUCUUUUAAUGCAGCUCGUUUUGGGUAUUCCCUUGGAAAUGGUCCACAAAGGCCUCCGAGUGGGGCUGGUGUACAUGGCAGGAGUGAUCGCAGGAUCCCUGGCCAGCUCCAUCUUUGACCCACUCAAAUCUCUCGUGGGUGCUUCAGGAGGUGUCUAUGCUCUGAUGGGAGGCUACUUUAUGAACGUUAUAGUGAACUUUCGAGAAAUGAUUCCUGCCUUUGGAAUUGUCAGACUGCUGCUCAUCAUCCUUAUAAUUGCAUCGGACAUGGGAUUUGCUCUCUACAGAAGGUUCUUUGUUCCUGCAAAUGGCUCUCCGGUGUCUUUCGCUGCUCACAUCGCAGGUGGAUUUGCUGGAAUGUCCAUUGGUUACACCGUGUUCAGCUGCUUUGACCAGGCACUGCUGAAAGACCCCAGGUUCUGGAUAGCAAUUGCAGCUUAUUUAGCUUGUGUCUUAUUUGCUGUGUUUUUUAACAUUUUCCUAUCCCCAGCAAACUGACCUGCCCCUAAUAGAAAUCAACUAAUAAAAAGUGCCAUCUGGGGCAGCGAAUGGAACUCUCUGAAGAAACAGAGGAGUCUCGGCAAAUGUUUAGAGUUUAAUCCAGAGGACAGAACAACAUGCAUACUCAUAAGGACUGCUUACGAAAAGACCUUAGGAUGGAAGGAAGGGGCUUCUGAAUGCAAAGGGAUGGAAGAGGAAGAGAAAAAGAGAAGGGUAAUAAAACCAGGGGCUAGGGCUUUUCCAGGCACACGGUAUGCAAAUAUGUAUCCCAUAAAAGACGCUUUUUCUCCUUGGAUGAUAUAUUUUGAAGAUUGC
Molecule: messenger RNA, 1362 nt
Organism: Tupaia belangeri chinensis (Chinese tree shrew)
Lineage: Eukaryota; Metazoa; Chordata; Mammalia; Scandentia; Tupaiidae
Gene: RHBDL2
Product: rhomboid like 2
Exons: 8
Coding region: 139-1044 (301 amino acids)
Cellular component (GO): membrane
Molecular function (GO): serine-type endopeptidase activity
Source: RefSeq, a predicted model, not a curated record